This is a messenger RNA of Amaranthus tricolor (Joseph's coat), 1284 nucleotides long. Its product is annotated as guanine nucleotide-binding protein subunit beta-like protein. The coding region runs from base 160 to 1140 and encodes 326 amino acids. NCBI's taxonomy places the organism in Eukaryota, Viridiplantae, Streptophyta, Magnoliopsida, Caryophyllales, Amaranthaceae. Gene Ontology annotation, biological process: positive regulation of protein phosphorylation; rescue of stalled cytosolic ribosome. The record is from RefSeq and is a predicted model, not a curated record. The transcript is spliced from 3 exons. Gene Ontology annotation, cellular component: nucleus; cytosol. Gene Ontology annotation, molecular function: ribosome binding; protein kinase C binding; translation regulator activity.
UGGUAAGAAAACCCUGGUCAAAUAAUUCCUCCCAUAAAGCCCUAGAUAUAUAAACCCUCCAUUUUUUCCUUGUCUAUUUUCCGCCAUUCCACUCUAAAUCUACAGACUACAAUUCCGUAAACCACCAGCGAACAACCAACCAAAACCCGCCGUUCAGCCAUGGCAGAACAACUUCAGCUUCGAGGCACCAUGAGAGCCCACACUGACAUGGUAACAGCCAUCGCAACUCCCAUAGACAACAGCAACAUGAUUGUGACUGCCUCCAGGGACAAAUCCAUCAUCGUCUGGGAUCUUACAAAGGACGACAGGCUAUUUGGAGUUCCCAAACGUCGCCUUACCGGUCACUCUCACUUUGUCCAAGACGUUGUUCUUUCAUCGGAUGGUCAGUUUGCUUUAUCUGGAAGUUGGGAUGGUGAGUUGCGGCUUUGGGAUCUUGCGGCAGGAAUUACCGCUCGUCGAUUUGUCGGUCACACUAAGGAUGUUCUUAGUGUUGCAUUUUCUAUUGAUAAUCGUCAGAUUGUUUCUGCAUCUAGAGAUAAGACGAUUAAGCUCUGGAAUACCCUCGGUGAGUGCAAGUACACCAUCCAAGACACUGAUGGCCACACCGACUGGGUUAGCUGUGUGAGGUUUAGCCCUAACACAAUGCAGCCCACCAUUGUGUCAGCCUCUUGGGACAAUACUGUGAAAAUCUGGAACUUGAGUAACUGCAAGUUGAGGGCAACCUUGGCUGGUCACAAUGGCUAUGUGAAUACCGUAGCUGUUUCACCAGAUGGUUCAUUGUGUGCCAGUGGAGGCAAAGACGGUGUAAUUCUUUUGUGGGAUUUGGCCGAGGGCAAAAAGCUUUACUCUCUUGAUGCUGGUUCUAUCAUACAUGCUCUUUGUUUUAGUCCUAACAGGUACUGGCUCUGUGCUGCCACUGAGAGUGGUGUUAAGAUUUGGGAUUUGGAAAGCAAGAGCAUUGUCGAGGAUUUGAAGGUCGAUCUCAAGACAGAGGCUGAUCAUGCUGAGGGAGCUGUCACCAUGGCUUCAAAAUCAAAGGUGAUCUACUGCACGAGCUUGAGCUGGAGUGCCGAUGGCCAAACAUUGUUCAGUGGAUACACCGAUGGUGUGAUUAGAGUUUAUGGUGUUGCACGUUACUAGGCAGUAAUUUUAUUGUCACAUAAUCUUAAUAUUCUGAGGUUUGAAUCGACAUUUUUUCAGAUUUUGAUACAUGUUUAUGGCUUUAAAGGCUGUUUUUUUGGUGGCGGAUACUUGGUAGAGGUUGAUAUAGAUUUCUAUUUCUUA